AUGUUGGAUUGUUGGCUGCGCUGUUCCUAUAAAUGCAUCGUCGCUUUUACGGCGAUCUAUGAACAACUACGGGUUAAUAAUGUCGGUUGUUUGCCAGAUGUUAAGAGAUUGUGUGGUACACUGGAGGAGGCUGCGAACAAAAAUGAAUUUUGUCAGGCGACACAUGUAGCCCUUAUUGAAUGCUUAAUGAGGCUGAGCAUUACGAAGUUGGCUGCUCCUGUGAGUUUGGAGGGAGAGAUACGACGUCUCAUUGAGAUGCAUCCACAGUUGAAAAACGUCGUUGAUUUGUCCAGUUCCCAGCCCAUCGAGUCAUGCUCAGCUGAGAUAGUGGAACUAUACAGUCAUCACAUCCACUUAUGGUUACUAUCAGUUGCAUGGAUUGUGAUACCGGAGUUGCUGCAGAAUAGACAGGUCAGGGGGAUCGACCAUGGAGUGCUUAUUCGAGGGCUUGGCUUCAUAUCGUUGCUCUCGUGUGCAGCAUACUACUAUCGCUCCAACAUCGGAAAAGUGGUGCCGACGCGUUCCAGGCCGUUGUUAGAUACAGCUCCUUGCCUGGAUGCGCAAUUAGCUGCAAUGUCCGCGACGAAUGAACCAAUGAAAGGGGAUCCAAUGCUAGAGGACGACCAGUUGAAUGCACCGCGCCUCUUUGCCACCCUCGGAGGCAUUUUAGAGGAGAAAAAGGGGAGUGGUGGCAAACCAGAUCCGCCUCACAUCAGCCUGAUCACUGCUGCCCUCUGCGCUUUGCCGCACUUUGUUGGUAGUACGGGCGUGGUUUUCUCUGAUUUAUCAGCCCUCUGUUCGAGUGCGGCCCUCUUCCAUUGGUUUACGGGGUCUAAAUGGUCAAGACCUGCACUAGGUCAGCUUGAGCGCAUUAACUCUCAUCCCACUUCUCAAGAGGUUCCGUCGCCCAGUGAGACUGCUCUAAAAAACAGCAUUGCUCUACAGAUUCUUGUCCGUUCAUCUGGUGGCUUCGCAAAGAAAGCGCGACCAGCGAACCCAGACAAUAUUCCAGCUGCACUCGUUGAUCUCAAUACGGUGGAGCAGUUGGUCAGCAGCACAACCUCUGACACAUCCGAGGGCAGCAAGUCGACCGAAAAGCAACAACAGGAGGACGUUCUUCUAAGUGAGCUGGCCUGUACCGCAGCCUUAGCCGUUGUCGACUCACCCAGCGGCGACGGCAUCGGCUCCAGUGAUGCACAGAAAAUCAAAGUAUUUCCCAAUCUCUCUCCUCCCCUGAAGCGAACAAACGCAGGAAGUACAAACAUGAAUGCAUUCUUUUUGAACAAGAGUGGCAAGGCUGUUUUCACUGCUUCCCUUCGUCGGUCCCCCGCCUGCGUUGCAUUCAAAAUGAAUUCACCCCGAAUUGAUGAUUCUCCCGGUUCCAACACUCUUGAAACAGAAGAAACCACGCUGACGUUGCUAACUCAGAUGACCGCAUCCGCCACCCAACUCCUUACUUCACAGAAAAGCGUGGCGACAUCUCGGAACUGUAAGCGUGCAGGAAAAACAAAUUGGACGGAGAGGGCUCGACAGGGUGAGGAGAAGCGAAGUCAUUCGGUGGCGGCAACGCCGACGGAGACUGGUAAGGGCUCGGCGGCGCUGCGGCUCUCGUUGGACCAGCAACGUCGCACCAUCGAGGCCAACCGGCAGCGAGCGCUCCGGCAGGGUGACAAGGUUGCCGCCCAUCGUAAUCAAGCCGCUUUUUUGGCCCUCCUUCAUUCUUCUCAGAAGCGUCGUCGCCAAGGUGCUAACUACGAAGGCCCAUCUCUUGCUGAAGAGGAAGAAAGCGGAAACUCACAAAAGUAUAACGACGACUUCACAGUGAGUCAAAGUGAUCUGCCUCCUAAAGAUUCUGCCGAGGAAGAAGCAGAAGGGGAGUGCGUGGUGAAGGAAAAAUCUGAGCAAAAUUAUUCAAGUUCUUCGGUGCCGGAUGUAGAAACCACUGAUAUGGAAGACUUUUCAUCCAGUUGCGUGCCCGAUCAAGCUGAAAUGUCGUCUAAUGGGGCAACCCGAGAAUCCCCCAUUCACUGCUCUUCUCCUGUAAAAAGUCCUCAGUCAGAAGAAAUCCCGACUCCUCGGAUGAAUCGUCGACGCAGCUCUUGCUCCACCUCCUCACCCUCAUCGCCGAAUGAAGAAAUUGAUCCCGAGGAGCAUCGCUCGGUCUCACGUCGUCGACACUACCACCGCCUCAAUUAUGAGCAGCCUGUACAAUCUGCCCGAAUCCACUAUCGCCCCGAGAGUUGCUGCUUCCAGUGCUCGCACUGCAACGCCCAAGACUACUACAGUUCCAUGCCUCGACGCAGACACAGAGGGCGGAUGGAAGCAAACGUAGAUGAUGGUACUUUGGAAGAGAAUGUCGACUAUGAGGAACUUUAUGGAACCAUGCCCAGACGGCGAGUACCCAAACCUCCACGUGGUGUGAGACAAUAUUGCUGCUCUGGGAAUAAUUAUCGACGUGGUAGAGAAUUCUCUCCUGAAGAUCGCAAAGAGAAUGAUGGUAUCCUCGUCAAUGAAACUGCUUCAGAAAUUUACUGGAAUACGCAUUUGGGCCUUGAGUAUUCCAUAUUUUGGAGUAGUCGCCUUCUCUCUUCCGCCGUCGAGUUCUCGCGUCCAUUGUAUUUCAAAUGCAGGUUAAAGACUCGAAGAAGGACUCCUUCGAGCCAGCAUCUACGCCAAUGCCAACUGGGAGCUCUCGACUCUGGCGAGGAAUUUAGCUACCCCGUGUGCACUUCUGCCCUCCCUCCUCGACCGCAUCGCUUAGAGUUAAAUCACCUGGGGAAGUCGGCGGGAACCGGUCUAGACGCUCUUGUGAUAGCGGAGCUCGCGCGCUCAGUGACUACACUUCGCUCUGACAUUGAACGUCUCACUGCACAGCAACUCUCCCUGUGCACUGACCUCCGCGACACCGAUCCGACGAGGUCUGUCCCACCAGUUGGAUCUGCCCACUCCUCCCACCUGCAUCCGGCUGUCACACCCUCCAGCAGCACCCGCGCCAUGUGGAGCACGAGGACCCCCCUGCGGUAUCCCUCCCAGUGCGACGUGCGGAACAACGGCGACGAUCACGUGGAUGCCGAUUCUCCCGACCAUAUGACCAGUGAAAAGCAUCCACUUGAGAAAAUCUCCCUUUCUACCCCAGAGAUUAAACCGUUGGAACCGAUAUCACCUCCCGAGUCAAGAGCAACGGAUGAUCACAUCGAGGCUGCAAUCGAAUCUCCAUCUCCAGAGCCCGAAGUCAUCAAACCUGCUGAAAAGCUCUUUAUUACCUUUGAAAAUCCCACCUCGGAGCGUCUCCAACGAGCACGAGAGCGUCUUGAGGCUCGCAGAGCGGCCGAUCGCUCUAGACUGACUGAAAGCGCCUUGCGCGCCCGCAUGGCUGAUCAGGAGUCACAGUUCCUGUCGGAAUUAUCCGAAAUGGCGAGAAACGUCUCUAUUCUCCCUACAGAUGAUGUCUUUUCCACAGAUAUAGAGCCCGAAAAUUCAGGCUUUCCUGUGCAUACAACGAAUGACAACGGGACAGCCAGUAACGGCGAAGGUGGAUCAGUGGAUUCAGCUAUUCCCCCGAAACCCACCUGCCCGACCUCGGCACUACUCCGAGACACCUCUGCUACCGCUACCGCUGCACGACGAAAGACAUCUGCUGGCGCUGCCCGCGUUAGUGGUAGCGGUCGGAACUCGCGAUCGGCUUCACUCUGCCAAUUGAAUGUUCGCAGUUCGGUCACAUCGAGCAGCGGGAACCGAUCCACUACUGCUGGACGCGUGACUUCAACCAAUGAUAGAGAGAAUGCUACAUCCGUUGGACGUCAAAGAUCUGCAUCACGACGGUCCAUCAAUCAACUUAGCAAUGGACCCAGUCUCUCUUCUCUUCAUCGACUGGAGAACGGCGAAGGAAGUACCUACAGCGGGCCAGGUUUUCCAAUAGCUGGAAUCCAAUCACAACCACGUCUCUACGUAAAGCCAAAGUCAAAGUCGAAUCGGCAGGUGAUUGUAAACGCAAUUUCACACUGCUGCCUUGCUGGAACCGUGAAUGAACCUGCAAAGAAGUUGGCAUUGCAGGAGCUCGCUGCUGUGGAUGGAUCGCAUUUCAUCGUUCUUUUCCGAGAUAGCAGAUGCCAAUACCGUGCUCUAUACGCCUUUGAUUUUGAAACAGAGGAACUCAAAUUCAUCUGCGGCAACGGCCCCCGGAAAAUUACUCAUAAUAUGUGUGAUAAGUUUUUCAAGUACAACAGUGGGGCGAAACAGUUUAGUGAGAUCACCUCCACAAAGCACCUGAGCGCAGUGGUCGACGCGGUCACAAUCCAGAAUUCCUGGUGGAUGCGAUCGCCACCAUUGCACAGCAACGCUGCGCGAGCCACUGCAUCAGCAGUGUCGGAUGUUUCUAACAAUGAAUUCAACAGAAAAAACAACAUGGUAAUUUGGGCUCGACAGGAAAUAGUUGAAGUCACCAACGUUCGAAAGGUUUUCAAUUGUCAGAAGUACUUCAUCUUCUGUGCAGCACCCCGAGUCUUCGGUGAAUUCGUACUGAACCCAAGCAGUGUAGAGGAACGUGCAGAGCUGGGAUUCUACGCCAUGGUCGGAACGGAAUUGGAUUGCAUCGCUGCUGGUGUGUAUUAUAGCGCACUUGUGUUUUGCAUUUUUCACAGAAGGGGGUUGCACUCUAUUUCUCUUGUUACCGAUUGCGUGCUAUCAGAUGAGACCCGGGGUUAUUGUUUGAACUUAUUAAAGACGUUUAGUAAUUGUCGCAUGGAAGUUAUUCUACUUAAAUCUACCAGUGAAGACGCGUAUUCUCGUGAAGCUGACCCAUACUUCUUAAAGUCUUGUGAAAUUUCCGUAGAACUUAUUAAAACAGUAUCAUUUUCUAUACGCGGGUGUCUCUUUGAACAACUUUACAAGUGGAGAUCGUCUUAUAGUUGUGUUGUUUUCUGCAGUCAACAAGCUGUUCACUCAUACGCUUCCACAAACUUGAUCGGUCUUCCUGAGGACUUGUGCUUUACUGUUGGACCCGCUACUUCUUCUGCAGCUAGCAAGUUGGGUUUCAAAACAACAGGUUCUCAUACUGGCAAUGCCAAAAAUUUGGCGAAAUUUAUACUUGAUAAUUAUGCUGAAGAAGUCUCAAAGAAACCGAUUCUCUUACUUACUGGAGCAAGACAUAGUCCUGUUUUGCCAAAUAGAUUGCGUGAAGCCGGCUUAUUAGUGGAAGAAGUCGUCCUGUACAGUUCUGCUCCGAACCCAGAUUUCGAGACUCAGCUCUCUUCAUUGUUGAAGAAGGGAGAAAACCGUUCGCAGUACCUGGUGUUCUUCAGUCCAUCAGGUGUCGAACUGGCACGGCCUAUUUUGUCUAAAUUCCUUUCGGAACCAAAUUCCGCCCUACGGAUCAUUGCAAUCGGACCCACUACCGCAGCGAAUAUUGAAGCCCUUCACCUUCCAUUGACAGCCGUCUGUCAAUCGCCGACCCCGGAGAGCUUGCUUGAGUGCCUACUUCAGGUCCUUCCUCACUGA
Molecule: messenger RNA, 5496 nt
Organism: Echinococcus granulosus
Lineage: Eukaryota; Metazoa; Platyhelminthes; Cestoda; Cyclophyllidea; Taeniidae
Product: Calmodulin-regulated spectrin-associated protein 1-B
Exons: 30
Coding region: 1-5496 (1831 amino acids)
Biological process (GO): tetrapyrrole biosynthetic process; cytoplasmic microtubule organization; negative regulation of microtubule depolymerization
Cellular component (GO): microtubule minus-end
Molecular function (GO): microtubule minus-end binding; uroporphyrinogen-III synthase activity; calmodulin binding
Source: RefSeq, a predicted model, not a curated record